GAAAAUCGAAGCAAACGGUUCGGAAAAACUUCCUAUGCCUUUUCCAAUUUGAGGUAUUGAGGACGUUAUGAAAACUAUGACACUGAAACUGAAUUUGCAGUUUCUGCGAAUCCUCAAGCGCCGCAUCCAAUUAACCAAUCGAAGCUUAGACUAAAGUGAAACAGUUAAAUCUGAUUAAGACGGAUUUGAACCUCGAAAAGAUAAUAAAAAAAAGUCAUUGACAAAGAUGAAACUGGUUUCGAAAUUUUAGAACAAAUAAUUAAUUAAAGAUCCGGAAUUAAUUACUGUAUCAAAUGGAAAAUAAAAAAAAUUGGAUGACGUUUAUCAAAGUUACUGAAAACUUUUUGGAUAACUACAGAUUUCCCUCAAUGCAUGUUAUAAAUUGAGAUGUGAUUUGUACUUGAAAAUAUACGUUUUUUAAUCCCACCGAAGUUUUUUUCGGAAAAUAUGAACGUUUUCGUUAACUGACGAACUUUCAUCAAUCAAUCAACAAUGAUUACGAACUGCUGUUGUCUUUAGAUGGUUCGUUUCUCUUUUAAUGCCAGAAUAUUUUUCAAAAUUCUUCUAUUAUUCAUUUCGAGGUUAAUGUUUCAGAUCAUUUUCGCAUAAAUUUAUUUCUCACAAAAAUGUGAGGCGACUCAAAUAUUUUCUCACUUUUUUUAUUUAUUUGUUUCUAAAAGAAUCACUAAUCUUUCGACGAGGAAAUAACGCAACACUAUGUAUAGUAUUAUAUAUCUCUAUGUAUUAAAUCUGUCCUUCGUUCCACCGGAUGAUUUAUAUUGAAUGCCUUCUUCUAUAAUUAACUUGAGACUGUGUCUCGCGAACAUACAUACACGUUCAAUUGUCGAAUAAAUUUUUGACAACACUUGAUGUGUCCUCAAUUUAUUUGCCCGAUUCUCUUUAUCUUCUUAGCGUUUAUCAAUAAACUAUGUAUCCAAAAAAAUAAACGAUAAUUUAGUGAAUAAUUGAAUUGGCUGGAUUUUUAUGUUUCUAAUUGAAAUUAUGGAUUUUUAUAAUUUUAGUUUUGACUAAAAUGGGAAUUAUUUGGAGUUUAUUUGGAUACGAUACAGGUAGAAUUGAUGAUCCUGAUCCCACUACGGGGCUUACUUCAAGAGAAAAAUUUCAUAUAAGAACAUCGUGGGCAAAAAUUAUGAAAAAUCCAACAGAAUCGGGAGUAGCUUUACUUUUAUUGUAUUUCAAGAAGCAUCCAUAUUCCAAAGAAUUGUUUAGUUUUAAAAAUAUACCGGACGAAGAACUACCAAAAUCCGUACAAUUUAAGGCACAUUGUAAUAGUGUUAUUCACACAGUUGCGUCAAUAAUCGAUUCAUUAGAUAGUACAGAUUUACUUGUAAUUAUUAUAGAAAGAAUCGGUACGACGCAUAAACCUAGAAAUGUAACACCUAAAUUAUUUAUGGAACUGAAAGAAACUAUGCUAGAACUUUUUUCUUCGAUUAUGAAAAAAGAAGAAAUUGAAGCUUGGGAAAAAGCAUCACAGGUUGUUUUUACCGUCAUCAUUAACGGUCUUAAUAAACAAUAAAAAUUUCUACUAAACAUUAAGUUUUUUAAUUAUAUUUUGUUAUAUAUUCAAUAAAUAAAUAAUUGAUAGAAA
Diorhabda sublineata is the source of this 1609-nucleotide messenger RNA. Its product is annotated as globin. Gene Ontology annotation, molecular function: oxygen binding; heme binding. The coding region runs from base 1034 to 1537 and encodes 167 amino acids. The record is from RefSeq and is a predicted model, not a curated record. The transcript is spliced from 4 exons. Lineage: Eukaryota; Metazoa; Arthropoda; Insecta; Coleoptera; Chrysomelidae.